Messenger RNA from Sporothrix brasiliensis 5110, 873 nucleotides. RefSeq lists its product as uncharacterized. The record is from RefSeq and is a predicted model, not a curated record. Lineage: Eukaryota; Fungi; Ascomycota; Sordariomycetes; Ophiostomatales; Ophiostomataceae. The transcript is spliced from 2 exons. Bases 1 to 873 code for a protein of 290 amino acids.
AUGUCCGCCUUGUCUGCCUCGUCGUCCGCCCCCGCGUCCACAUCCGCCUUCUUUGCCGUCCCCGCGACCGUCACGGCCGGCGUGCCCAGCACGGCCACCAUUGCAGCCGGCACUCUGCGUGGUUCCGGCCACGGAGACACCAGCGCCGUGCGCGCCCUGGAAGUGUUUCUGGCCGUCGUCGGCCGCGACACCACGUCCUUGUCGAACGCGACGUCCGAGUGCUAUCUCACACAAAGUACGCCCCUCUGCGACAUCCCCGGCAUCACCGUGUACGGCGACCGCAUCCAGUUUGCCGACGUGCACGUGCCGUUUACGGUGCCGCCGUCGGUGGACGGCUCGGGCCGUCGCUUCGCCCUGCGCAUGCAGGUGCUGCAGGCCGACGGCUCGGUCUACGGCGGCGCGUCGUCGUCGACGUCGUCGGCGCCGUCGUCGCCCGCGUUCGUCCUGGCCAACGCCACCGGCCGCAGCCAGCUGUUCUCGACCGUGUUCGCUCCGGGCGCGUACGUGCCGUGUGGCAGCCUGUCGUGCGUCGACAACUGCUUUUCGCGGCUGUUUGGCGAGUCGACCAACCUGACGAGCGAGAGCGCGAGCACGGCCGCCUGUGCGAAUGCGUGCGCGGGCAUCGAGGGCGUGGACGGUGUCGUGGCCAUCCCGUCGGACUGGCUCGUGGUGGCGGCGUCCGCGUCGUCGGCGUCGGUGCCGCUGCAGGUGCUGAGCACAGUGCCUGCGGGUACGGCGACGGGGUGCUUUGUGUCUGGGACCGCAUCGGCGUCAACGUCAGCGUCGGCGGGCACGUCGAAGAGCAGGUCACAGGGGGCUUGUGCGUUGUGGUCGCUUGUCGUCGCGGGAAUGCUGUUGGCUUGUCAUAGUUGA